GAUCACCAUCGGACGAUGAAUUUUUUAUGGUGUGUCGUUUGUCUCGCAGCGGCGGCGCUGAACGCGGUGUUCGCCAAGCUCGGCCAGAAGGCAGGGACGUCAUGGAACAUCAGCGGCGACCCCUGCACGGGCGCCGCCACGGACAACACCGACAUCGACAGCAACCCCAACUUCAACCCGGCCAUCAAAUGCGAAGUCUGCACCGGCGGCAACACCUCCGUAUGCCGCGUCACCAAGCUGAAAAUAUACGCCUUGGACGCGGUCGGUUCCAUACCAGAAGAGCUGCGGAACCUCACAGCCUUGACCAAUCUGAAUUUAGCACAAAAUUACCUAACAGGGCCUUUACCAUCCUUCAUGGGCGAGUUGACUAAUAUGCAGUACAUGAGUUUGGGUAUCAAUGCAUUAUCUGGACCUGUACCAAAGGAGCUCGGGAAUCUUACGAAUCUUAUAGUACUGAGCUUUAGCUCAAACAAUUUUAGUGGCUCGCUUCCUUCGGAACUGGGAAACCUCACAAAACUUGAGCAACUGUACAUUGAUAGUGCUGGCGUCAGUGGACCACUACCAUCAUCACUUUCCAAGCUUACAAAAAUGAAACAAUUGUGGGCAUCAGAUAAUGAUUUUACCGGGCAAAUACCAGAUUAUAUUGGGAGCUGGAGUAGUUUAACCGAUCUGAGGUUUCAAGGCAAUUCUUUUCAGGGUCCAAUUCCAGCUACUCUUUCCAAUCUGGGCCUACUGGCAAGCUUACGAAUUGGUGAUAUAUUAAAUGGGAGCUCUUCUUCACUGACAUUCCUCAAUAACCUGACAUCUUUGAACACCCUGAUUCUGAGGAACUGUAGGAUAUCUGAUAAGCUCGUAUCAACAGACUUUUCGAAAUUCACGAGUUUAAAUUUACUGGAUUUGAGUUUCAAUAAUAUCACAGGAGAAGUACCACAAACCUUGUUGAAUCUGACCUCACUCACCUUCCUAUUUCUUGGGAAUAAUAGCCUUUCAGGAAGCCUUCCAAGCUCAAUAGGAUCAUUACUAAAAAGUUUAGAUUUUUCCUACAACCAGCUCUCAGGAAGCGUUCCUUCUUGGGCUAAAGAUUCUCAAUUGAAUCUGGUGACAAACAAUUUCGUGGCCGAUAGUUCCAGCAACAGUGUCUUACCUACGGGGUGGGGUUGCCUUCAGCGUAGUACACCAUGUUUUCUUGGUUCUCCAAAGUCUUCUUCCUUCGCUGUGGACUGUGGUAGUAUGCGAUCUGUAUCAGGCUCAGAUAAUUCUGUGUAUGAACCUGAUGAUGCCAGCCUUGGAGCUGCAUCAUUUUAUGUUACAGGAGGGCCAACAUGGGGUGUUAGCAACGUUGGAAGGUUCAUGGAUUCACGGAAUGGAAGUUAUAUAAUCUAUAGUUCACACCAGUUUCAAAAUACACUUGAUACAGAACUGUUCCGGAAUGCAAGGAUGUCACCGUCAUCCUUAAGAUACUUCGGUAUUGGACUUGAAAAUGGAAACUAUACAGUUACACUUCAAUUUGCAGAGUUCGACUUCCCAGAUGGUCAGUCUUGGAAGAGCACAGGGAGAAGGGUUUUCGAUAUAUAUGUCCAGGGUGUCCGUAAAGAGCAGAACUUUGACAUAAGGAAGGAGGCAGGUGGGAAAUCUUACACUGCUGUUAGGAAGCAGUACAUUGUUCCUGUCACGAAGAACUUUCUUGAGAUUCAUCUCUUCUGGGCUGGCAAGGGCACUUGCUGCAUUCCUUCUCAAGGCUACUACGGGCCUGCGAUCUCAGCUUUGAGUGCAACACCAAAUUUCACCCCUACAGUGCGUAAUGCUGUCGCAAAGAAGAAAGGUAGUAAAAUAGGUGUGAUUGUGGGGGUUAUAGUUGGUGUGGCAGUUUUAGGACUGUUAGCAUUUGCUGGAAUCUUUGUUUGGAGGCAGAAAAGGAGAAAACUGUCGUUGGAGCAAGAAGAGCUGUACAGUAUUGUGGGAAGACCUAAUGUUCUCAGCUAUGGGGAACUGAGGUCAGCUACCGAAAAUUUCAGUUCUAAUAACCUUCUUGGUAAAGGAGGAUAUGGGUCAGUUUAUAAGGGAAAGUUAACUGAUGGUAGGUUUGUGGCAGUGAAGCAGCUGUCUGAAACAUCUCAUCAGGGGAAAAAGGAAUUCGCGACGGAAAUAGAAACUAUAUCUCGGGUGCAGCACCGUAAUCUCGUGAAGUUGUAUGGUUGCUGCCUUGAGGGCAAUAAGCCAUUGUUGGUUUAUGAGUACCUGGAGAAUGGAAGCUUGGACCAUGCUCUUUUUGGAAAAGGGAGGUCAAACCUAGACUGGCCAACGCGCUUUGAGAUAUGCUUAGGCAUUGCGAGAGGUCUGGCCUAUCUUCAUGAAGAAUCUAGCAUCCGUGUUGUGCACAGGGACAUAAAGGCCAGCAAUGUCUUACUUGAUGCCAAUCUCAAUCCUAAGAUCUCAGAUUUCGGGCUCGCAAAACUUUACGAUGAUCAGGAGACACAUGUCAGCACGAAAGUUGCUGGUACAUUUGGUUACCUCGCACCUGAGUAUGCCAUGAGAGGCCAUGUGACAGAGAAGGUUGAUGUGUUUGCAUUUGGCGUUGUGGUAUUGGAGACUUUAGCUGGAAGACCAAACUAUUACUCUACUCAGGACCAAAACAAGGUUUAUAUUUUCGAAUGGGUCUGGGAACUGUACGAGGACAACCACCCUCUGGACAUGCUAGACCCAAGGCUCGAAGAAUUCGAUAGCGAGGAGGUGCUCCGGGCCAUCAAGGUGGCGCUCGUGUGCACCCAAGGCUCACCCCACCAGCGGCCAUCCAUGUCGAGGGUGGUGGCCAUGUUGACGGGCGACGUCGAGGCGCCCAGCAAUGUGUCCAAGCCCAGCUACAUCACGGAGUGGCAGAUCAAGGGUGGUGGCAACACCAGCUUCAUGAGCUCCAACGUCAGUGGGCAAUCGAGCUCGACUCAGAGGACUGACUCAGUGCGGUUGCCGUUCCUGGGCUCCAUCAUUGACGAAGGCCGUUGAUUUGAUUCAUUCUCGCGGUCGAAUUAUCAGAUUUAUUUGAGAAUGCAUUCAUCUUGCGGAUGGUGUUUGUGCAGUCAGUAAUUGUUUGCGUAAAUAUAGGUUUGAUUUCAUUUGCUAGUGCUCAUACUUGCAUUGCCAUUGGAACUGUGUAGUAGUAGUAGCAGGUAAAGUUGUAUGUGUACCGUGUACAUAUGUAUUAUUUGGCCUGUUUGGACGGGCAUAAGAUUUGCAAUAAUUUUGGCCUCGACUUUGAAGCUUGAAGAAGGCUUCGUUCGUGCCCACAUG
This is a messenger RNA of Lolium rigidum, 3285 nucleotides long. RefSeq names its product probable LRR receptor-like serine/threonine-protein kinase At1g56140. Bases 16 to 3000 code for a protein of 994 amino acids. Gene Ontology annotation, biological process: protein phosphorylation. Lineage: Eukaryota; Viridiplantae; Streptophyta; Magnoliopsida; Poales; Poaceae. The record is from RefSeq and is a predicted model, not a curated record. The transcript is spliced from 23 exons. Gene Ontology annotation, molecular function: protein kinase activity; ATP binding; protein binding.